CGGUAGAAAAGAGAAAAAUUGAAGCUGAUUUCUCUGUUCUGUGUAUAUUUUCGGCGCUAGUCGGAUCAGAGAAGAUCAGGUCAAAAUUGGCCUGUGAGACCGAAGUAAACCCCAACCCUUCAAAUCCUCAACUAUUUCUCCAGCCUGUCCCGUCCUUCCCCGGGCUCGUCCCUAUCUAUCAAUUGGGCCUCUGGUUUCGACCCCUCAUACGCGCUACGCUCCACUCUCCACUCCGUCCAGCACGCUCCCCUCAACUCCACUCAAAAAACAGAAAAAUCUCCAAAUAUGCCACCAUCGUUAGAAGAUGUUGCUAGUCUCAAGGACUUGGUCAAAAGGCUGCAGGAGCGGAUAGAAAAACUCGAACUAAGCAUCACCGGGGAUCCUGGUAGCGGGGCGGAUGCUCCAGUCGGUUCACUUAGGAUGAUUCUUAUGGGACCUCCUGGCGCUGGUUGGUGACGCUUUUUUCUUUCUUUUAGUAUAAAGACAGAUCUCAAGUUUAUUUUGACAAACCGCCCACGAACGCACGCCUCGGCUAACGGGUGGUGAAAUGCAGGGAAGGGAACACAGGCUCCAAAGAUCAAAGAUAAAUUCUGUAUCUGCCAUCUAGUAUUCUUCCUUGCGAUACAGAGAUUCUGACUGUUAUUCUAAUUAACAUGAUUAUUCUAGGCUACUGGCGACAUGCUUCGCUCCCAGGUCGCGAAGAAGACAGCUCUCGGUCGUGCGGCGAAGAAGAUUAUGGACGAGGGCGGUUUGGUCAGCGACGAGAUCAUGGUUGGUAUGAUCAAGAACGAACUCGACAACAAUGCUGAAUGCAAGAAUGGGUAUUUCGGCCACAGCUACAGCAGAAACACUUUUGUUUUGUUUUUUCUAACGAUCUCUUUUUAUAGUUUCAUUCUUGAUGGCUUCCCCCGCACUGUCCCUCAAGCAGACCGUCUGGAUUCCAUGCUUGAGAAUCGUGGCGAGAAGCUGGAUCAUGUGGUCCAGCUCGAGAUUGACGAUGCCCUGCUGGUUGCUCGCAUUACCGGACGUCUUGUUCACCCCGCUUCUGGACGCUCUUACCACAGAAUCUUCAAUCCGCCGAAGGAGAGUAUGAAGGAUGAUGUCACCGGCGAACCCUUAAUUCAGCGGUCUGACGAUAACGCUGAAACUCUCAAGAAGCGUCUUGUCACCUACCACCAGCAGACUAAGCCUGUCGUCGAAUACUACAAGGGGAAGAAGGUGUGGAAGGGCAUCGACGCUUCGCAGGAGCCCGGUGUCGUUUGGAGACAACUCUUGGGCAUCUUUGGAGAGACGAAUCAGUCUCCGGUUUCUGCUGCCGGAAGCAAAAUCCUUGAGAAGGUUGGAAUUUCGAAAUAGAUUCUGGGGUAGCGUUGCUUGUUUCUUUUAACUUCUUUACAUGGGAUACGUUUUUCUCCGCGCUCGCACUAUUGCCUACUUUUUGUGGGGUUCUUUUUCUUUCUUUUUCUUUUUUUCCUCCACCCCUCUCGUUGUCGGUUGUAUCAGUAGAGAGGCAGCUUUACCGGAGGUGCUUGGGCUUGGUGGGAGAAGGGUGACGAGUGAUCGGAAAUGCAAGUCUGUAAAUGGAAAGGAAGAAACGCCUGCUCGCGGUGGGGCUGAGAUAAAAAAAAAGAUUCAAGCGAAGAUGGAGAAAACGGGAAAACAUAUUGUACCAAGGGAGUUGCUGUUUGCCCACGGUUCGGCGAUGCGGACAAUCGGGAGUUUUUAGGAGAAAACCCCCCCAUAAACCUGGGCAUCACAGAAUUGGGCGUCGCGUGCCUGGUUCCGGUGAUGGCGCACAGUAAUUUGCACUAGGAACGGUUGGCAGAAAAGAAAAAAAAAGGCACCAACCACAUACCGGUAUGGGAUACCCGGAAAUUCGGCGAACCCCACCAGAAACCGUGUCGUAAAACUGGGGGCAGGCGGAAGAUAAAGGAACCAGGAGUUCCGGGGUUCGUGGUAUCGUAGCUAGAGCUUUAUAGAAACAGUUAAUAGUCUAAGAUCAAAACUGU
Tuber aestivum (summer truffle) is the source of this 2009-nucleotide messenger RNA. The record is from the annotation of a GenBank genome assembly. NCBI's taxonomy places the organism in Eukaryota, Fungi, Ascomycota, Pezizomycetes, Pezizales, Tuberaceae.